AUGUUGUUGUCCAUCGGGCCAAGAACCUCGAUGCAAACAGGUAAAAAAUCCAUCGAGGGCAGGCCACCUUCAUAUUUUUUAAACUUUUCAUCCGAUGCCCUGGUUGCGGCCAAACCACUUUCCUUGGUGGUUAAGUGCACGUACCGUUCCGCUAAUGUGCCCGAAACGGUUACGUCCCACGCCAGGCAUCUACCGGCUCUCCAAGAAAUCAACGUGCAGCCAUCCGGACGUUUUCCAUCCAACGCGGAAAUUCCCGAGGGCUCUUUAAGAACGGGUAUUGAAGCCUUGGAGAAAAGCCGGCAGAUGGCUGACAAAGCUGACCUCAGGGCACCAUCGAAUCCGCCCAAAAUGGAUGCAUCAACCGAGAAGGAUGUACGAAGGAAGUACAUCAAUCUAGGCAAACUAAGGGCGUUGCGGACGAUGGUCAGCGCGUCGUGGACCGGAAGAUGA
This is a messenger RNA of Helobdella robusta, 450 nucleotides long. RefSeq lists its product as hypothetical. The transcript is spliced from 2 exons. The coding region runs from base 1 to 450 and encodes 149 amino acids. The record is from RefSeq and is a predicted model, not a curated record. Lineage: Eukaryota; Metazoa; Annelida; Clitellata; Rhynchobdellida; Glossiphoniidae.